Molecule: messenger RNA, 309 nt
Organism: Aspergillus terreus NIH2624
Lineage: Eukaryota; Fungi; Ascomycota; Eurotiomycetes; Eurotiales; Aspergillaceae
Exons: 1
Coding region: 1-309 (102 amino acids)
Source: RefSeq, a predicted model, not a curated record
AUGCCCAGACGGGAUACGGCUUCCUCCGCCGUGUCUAUUUUGGAAAGGUCCGGGGUCUGGAAUCCCGGGGACUCCACAGUCCACGAAACUUCUCUGCACAAAGGCACAAACAGCGUGACAAACAUGAAUUUCGCAUCUUAUGAUGUCUCAAGGCAGUAUGGUACCAUAUCUGGCAACCCCACAAGAGGCGGGGUCACUCACUACCUAGUUCUUUUAGGUGCAGCCAUCGGCUUAAGGGCCCUUUGGCAAGGUCUGCACACAUGUAGAGAAUGUCUACGGCCCAUUUCGCCUUCCAGCUACAUCUGCUAG